AUGCCGGGACACACUAACAGUCCGUAUUGGACGGCGGUAGACUUCGACAGCGAAGGUGAUGAUGAUAGAAACCUCGCACCCAGUAACAGAGUGUACCUAGAUCCUUGGGAUAACGAUGCGUUUGGAAUGAUGGAAGAGCAAGAAGGAUCACCAGAUUCAAGCCAAGCACAUAAUAUGAAUUCUUUCGCGGGAGAACCCGUUAGUGCCAGUUUUUAUUAUGUCCCAACUAAAACUUACGAUUCGGGAGAGGAACCGAAGCCUGCUAAAAGAACUAUAUUCCCAGAGGAUGUAGUUACACCUGAUUAUUCUAUCUACGGAAGACGGCCGUCCAGACAUGUUAUGACUGAUUACCAAGAUAUGCCAGUAUACGGCCAUAUACCGAUACAAGAGCGUAGAAGAUCGAUUUACAACGAAGAACCUAUAUAUGCCCCUCAUCCUAUGGUAUACGAGAGUCUCUACGCACCUGUACCUAUGAAUCCCUAUAUGCAUCCAAGAUCGCGUAUGUCAGUACAACACCAGCCAGAUUAUACUCGUAUUAUGGUGAACGGUCAUGGCAAGCAAAGAAGACAUUCAAGGUUGACAGAAGCGUACGAGCAUUACGCGUACGAAACCUUGUCGCCUGAAUACGAAGACUGGGCUCGACCGAUGCCGAAGACAGCUCCCGAUAACUUCCAUCUCUCCCGCUAUGGACAUUUGCAGAUAGACUACUCUUUCAGCUGGCAUUCCCUUGAUAGAAUUAUACGGAACCAA
Brenthis ino (lesser marbled fritillary) is the source of this 750-nucleotide messenger RNA. NCBI's taxonomy places the organism in Eukaryota, Metazoa, Arthropoda, Insecta, Lepidoptera, Nymphalidae. The record is from the annotation of a GenBank genome assembly.